AUGAACGCCUACAAAACACUUCCAGUAUCCAAAAUAUAUUCUUCAGAUUACACUGAUUCAUUUGAAGCAACGAAAUUCGUUGAAAUUGAAAAUUCCUAUCCAGUGAUCAGUAGUACAGCUAAAUGUCAAUGUACACCUCAUGAAACAAAUCUUCUCGACUAUUUUCGAUUUUUAUUUACUCAACUUCAGUGUUAUAAUUCCAAUUUUAAUUUCUCAAAUUUAAGUCAACUGUAUAGCUUUAAUUAUGAUCAGAAUGUACAAAAUUCAUUUACAAUAGUUGAUAAAGAUGAAGAACCAUUGGAUUUGUCCUUGAAGACAAUUUUAAGUAUAAGCAGCCAACAACCCAAAGGAUAUCUAUACCAAUCUCAUAAGGGGUCGAAUGAUAACUCACCUCUUUACUGCCAAUGUUCCAAUUUUUCAUCUUCGACAAUUCAUCCAGAGACAGAAAACAGUCAGUAUUCAGAAGAAUCAUUGAGAAUGCCGUUUUCACCUUCAGACUAUAUCCAUACAUCACUAACAAACGGAACUUUGAACAAUUCUUCAUCCUUUACAAGUAUCACACAGAAGUCUCAUUCUGAGAUAACAGGAUCGUUAGUUUAUUCUUUAAGUUCAACUGCGAAAAACUCAUCAAGAACUAAAGAACUCUGUCUUCCACUUAAACCAACCUCAAAUGAUACUAUGCGUACCAAAACAUCGAAUUUGAGCAAAGAAAUAAGACGUCCAUACACAGAAGCUGAGUUAUCAGCAGCUGUUAAUGCUAUCUGUUUCGGACGGUUGGGAACUCGUAGAGCAGCUAGUGUUUAUGGCAUACCAAGAUCUACACUAAGAAAUAAAAUCUGUAAACUGAAUGAAUUGAAAAAGUUGGAAGAAAAACGACUAGGUGGAAAAUCAAUUAUUUUGUCAGAAUUCCUGUUGAAUUUAAUUCAACAAACUAAACCGUAUGAAUAUUCAAUGACUGAUAGAGAUAGUCUAAAUUCAUCAUUUUCAAAUGCUGAUUCUACACAUUCAGUAAACUUCAUAUCGAAUCUUCAGGGACAGUUUACAAAGUCUCUGCAUACAAAAGACAUAAAGUCUCGAUCACAAAGAAACUCCAGUGGAUACCUAAUGCAUACAGCUAGUCGAGUGGCGUCAAUAUUUCAGGUGACCUGUUUUUCUGUUAUUGUUUUAUACUUAAUUGCAUUUAUUUGUUACAUAAGUCACCUUGGUCAGCAUCUUCUAUCACCGGAAAAGUUACACUUAUUCGUCCGUAAUAAAUGA
Molecule: messenger RNA, 1257 nt
Organism: Heterobilharzia americana
Lineage: Eukaryota; Metazoa; Platyhelminthes; Trematoda; Strigeidida; Schistosomatidae
Source: the annotation of a GenBank genome assembly